CCGUCUCACACAACAGAAGACAGUCGACGAGCGCACUAGCAGUAGAUGCUCAACGCGGUGGUCCCACAAAUCAUUUAUUGGACUAUAUGUAGCAUAGUUGUGGCCCACAGUGGAUGAAAGAGACAAGGGGCGUCAGACAGAUACACAAUAUGGUGUUAUAUCUGUCCUUCCCUGUGACCAUGUUUUGGAUAUCAAACCAAGCGGAGUACUUUGAAGAAUACAUAGUUAAGAGGAAGAGGGAAAUCUUCCCUCCUGACGAGGGAUUGCAGAGGAAAGAGCUGGAGGACUUCAAAGAGCGAAUGCGGGCUCGAAAGGAGCAGCGGAUGUUAAAAAAUUUGUCUGCCCAAUCUGAGAAUUGAGGAUUAUGUUUUGAAGAAACGCAUGCAUCCUCUCCAUCACUAAUGUAGGAUUAUCUGGCAAGAUUAUUGUUUUCAUUUGUUGGCAGAAGAAAACUUGUUGGACUUGAGUAAGAGCACAUCACUUCAGAACUCUGCCUAAUCUUAUUCCCAAUAUUUCUUUCUACUCUUGUUUCAUUUCCACAUUUUUUUCAAAUUUUUUUCACCACACUUUUAUUUGCUGAGUUUCUGGGGUUACACUGUCAUGAAAUAUAGAUUUGUGUAUUCAGUUGGUGUAAUGUAAUUUUGAUUUAUUUUGUAUAAGAUUUAUUCGCCUUGAAUUUGUUCAUGCACAUUAUAUCACGGGGUGAAGCACACUCACCCCAGUGAAAAAUAAUUUAUUAGAAAUAUUGCAUUUAGCCUGUGUUAAAAUAAAGUAACUUUAGCUUUUGGGGUGUCCCAUUGAAAAGUACAUUUUAUAUCGGCUGAUUUACUUGCUCCAGUAGGCUUCUUUGCAAUGUUGGUUGUAACCUAUAUCAAUAUCUGCAAUAAAGUUGGUUUUAUAUGAAGUCA
Molecule: messenger RNA, 908 nt
Organism: Mugil cephalus (flathead mullet)
Lineage: Eukaryota; Metazoa; Chordata; Actinopteri; Mugiliformes; Mugilidae
Product: protein PET100 homolog, mitochondrial
Exons: 4
Coding region: 114-359 (81 amino acids)
Biological process (GO): mitochondrial respiratory chain complex IV assembly
Cellular component (GO): mitochondrion; mitochondrial inner membrane
Source: RefSeq, a predicted model, not a curated record